AAGGAGAUGGCCCAAGGGUUUAGCAAGUCCUCCUCGCCGUCAACCUCGACCGACCGCCGCCGGCCGCCUCUCGUUCCCCGCUUCUCGCCCCGCCGCGCCGCCGCGGACUUCUCUGUGUAUCAACUGGCGGUUGAGCUUGAGCCCCCUUUUGGAUUUGGGAAGCCGAGCCCCCCAAGUCCCCAACCCUAGGCAAGGGGACUACUCGUCGGCGGCGACGAUGCCGAGCUUCCCCCCGCCGGGCGGCGUCACGGUAUGCGAGAUCAACCGCGACCUCGUCGUGGCGGACUCCCUGUCGGAGGAUCGCGCCAAGGAGGCCUACGGCGAUCUCCUCGGGAUGAUCUUCAGCCCGAUUCCUUUCCAGCCGGAUGAUCUCCUGACGAGGCAUGAGGCUCCUGCUCCCGAGGACGCGGUGGAGCCCGACGCUGCCAGAACAAGUUUGGUGUCCACCAUGGCCGAGUCCUUCAAGCAGAUGCUCUUCCCUUCUUGCGACCCAAAGCUGCUAGAAGAAUUUGAUACCCAGAAAGUAAGUUGGAACCCACACAAGCACUGCUUAGCGUUUGUAUCUGGGAAGGACCAGGUCACGGUGCAUGACUUUGAGGAUUCAGAUGGUAAAGAAUCGUGCAUUCUAACAAGUGAACAUCAAAAGGAAGUUAAAGCUAUUGAAUGGAGGCCAAAUAGUGGGAAGAUGAUUGCAGUUGGCUGCAAGGGAGUUAUAUGCCUCUGGUCAGCAUCAUAUCCUGGCAAUGUUGCAUCCGUGAAAUCUGGUGUCACCUCUUCUUCUUUUGGUGCCUUCCCUAGAGGUUCUCGUGGUCAAUGGGUACUAGUGGAUGUUCUUCGUGGCACUUCUACUGAGCUAGUUAGUGCACUUUGUUGGAAGCCUGAUGGAAGAUACUUGGCCUCAGCCUCUUGUAAUGGUCAAUCAUUCACGAUUUGGGAUGUUUCUCAAGGGUUGGGAUCUCCUAUAAGGCGCGGAUUGAGUAGUAUAUCAUUGGUGCGGUGGUCACCUAGUGGCGAUUACUUUUUAACUGCUAAAUUCGAUGGAACUUUUCACUUAUGGGAAACCAACACAUGGACAUCAGAACCCUGGUCUUCGUCUAAUGGAUAUGUAACUGGAGCAAAUUGGGACCCAGAAGGUCGUGUUGCAUUGUUAUCCUUUUCUAACUCGACCACAUUAGGCUCAAUUCACUUUUCAUCAAAGCCACCAUCUUUAGAUGCCCAUCUCCUACCAGUGGAACUUCCAGAAAUUUCCUCUCUGAUUGUUAGCCGAGGCAUAGAGAAGUUAGCAUGGGAUGCUUCAGGAGAGCGUCUGGCAUUGUCAUUCAAAGAUGGUAAUGAAACAUAUCAUGGUCUUGUGGCUGUCUAUGAUGUGAGGAGGUCUCCACUUAUCUCAGUCUCGCUAGUUGGAUUCAUCAGAGGACCUGGAGAAGGCGUCAAGCCGCUUGCAUUCGCCUUCCACAACAAAUUCAAGCAAGGACCUUUGCUCUCUGUGUGCUGGAGCAGUGGCUGGUGUUGCACAUACCCGUUGAUUCUCCGAUCUCACUAAUUCCCUUGGAGCAUGCAUGGGGAUUCAAGAUGGUUCGGAACUUUGAUUUAUUUAUUUUUGCGUGGAGAGUCCCUUGCAACUUUUUCAAAAGGAGGUUGACAUUGUUUGUAUCUGUGAGGUGAAUUCCAUUGGCUAUUUGGCUAACUGGUGUAGUUAGUGUGGUUUUCUGACUUCUAAUUGUUGCACCGGAUCGAGGUUACUGAACUCUGUAUUUUCUUUGCCUUUUAUGCUUGUUCAAAUCGAGAUGUAUCUGGUGGGGUUGUCUAUCUGCCCUCAUGAGUUCUUUAGCGAUCAACAUACGUUUGGCCCACAAUCUCACAAGACAGAUGAGUUUGUGGAUGGUGUUUAGUUUUA
This is a messenger RNA of Brachypodium distachyon (stiff brome), 1897 nucleotides long. RefSeq names its product aladin. Gene Ontology annotation, cellular component: nuclear pore. Gene Ontology annotation, biological process: nucleocytoplasmic transport. Bases 218 to 1543 code for a protein of 441 amino acids. The transcript has 15 exons. NCBI's taxonomy places the organism in Eukaryota, Viridiplantae, Streptophyta, Magnoliopsida, Poales, Poaceae. Gene Ontology annotation, molecular function: protein binding. The record is from RefSeq and is a predicted model, not a curated record.